This is a messenger RNA of Peronospora matthiolae, 354 nucleotides long. The record is from the annotation of a GenBank genome assembly. NCBI's taxonomy places the organism in Eukaryota, Oomycota, Peronosporomycetes, Peronosporales, Peronosporaceae.
AUGGUCGGGGGGUCCGGCCAUCCGACGAUUUUGUUGGAUACGCAGCCUCUACUGAGUAGCUCAAUGCUUGUCGACUUGCUCGAGAGCAAGGAGUCACAUCGAGUUGGCGCGAUGACGCCGGAACAACAAGUAGAAGCUGCAUCGUACCAGAUUGCUGUGUUUCUCUGUGCAAUCUGCCACUACGUGCUGGUUGUUCAUGACGGAUUGGCUUUCCAAGUCUCUGUGUAUGAACUGCUUUGCAAGGUUAAGCAGAAGUUCUCGCAAUGUCGACUGCCGAGUGUAUCCGGCAACAGCCAGAGUGUAACGGGGCACCCUGAAGCUUGUACUGGUGACAGUACAAGCUACUUAUUCUGA